AUGACAAUUACUACAGCAUCUGUACCAGAAGAAUUGAAAACUGAUAAAUCGGUGACACCAUUCAUCAUAAGAUCAAUUGAAUUAUCUCAAGCCAACCCUAUUGUUAGUUAUUAUUGUAAAAUAUACGUUUUGGAACAUAUUUUAACUAAUAAAUUACAUACAACUUCAAAAGAAAUUGAAUUAUUUACAAUUGAACUAUUAGAUGACACUGAAUCGAUUAAGAAUAAUACUGAAGAUGAAGAUUUCCAUAAGAUUUUAAAUAAUAAACAAUUAUCACUUAAUGUAGCAUUAUCAUUUACUUAUAAAUUAUUUAAUUCAUGUCUUGAAACAUUACUGAAUUUAACUUCAUCAAAACAACAACAAUCAGCAUUAAUAAGUAAAAUGAAGGCAACUUUGAAUUUUUUGAGUUUGUUGGCCGUUUUCAAAUCCCUGGAAGAUAUUGAUUGGGAGAAAAUAAGUGGUGGUAAAGCCAAUGAUUGGGAUAGUUUUGAUAAAUUAAAUAAGGAAAAAAUUAAGAUUUUGAAAUAUCAAUUAUCGAGAUUGUUAAAGGGGGAGAUUCAAGUUAAGGAUGAAUUGAAUGAUGAAGAAUUGGAGAAAGAGUUGGAUAAAGAAUUGGAAGAAAUAAGUGGUGAAGACGUUGAACCAGAACACCAUGAGCAAUCUGGAAUUGAAAAAGAAACUACUGAAGAGAUAAAUUUACCAGGAGCACCUAAUGAUAUGCCGAAGUUUAUUGAAGAAAAAGAUGAACACAGCCCACAAUUGCCACGGGCACCAUCUACUUUAAAUGAGUCGAACAAAGGAGAAGAAGAAGAUAACGAUAAUGACGAUUCAGUGAAAUUGCCCGGUGUACCCCAUUUCCCACCCGAUGAAGAAGAUGACACGGUUAAAUUACCAGGAGCACCGAAAUAUUUACCAGACGAUGAUUUAUCACAUAUCAACAAAUCGUCAACAAUUCAAGUAUUCCCACCUACUGAUGGAACUCAAAAGAAAUCAGAUUCACCAAUUAAAAAACCAUCUGCUACAAAACAUCACCCACCAUUAACAAAAGAAGGCAUUAAACAAAUAUUGAAUCGAGAUGACACUAUUACUCAAGUGCAAAAGCAUGCUAAAUUUGCUCAAUCGGCAUUACAGUUUGAAGAUUUUAGUGAAGCGGAAAAACAACUAACACAAGGAUUGGAGUUGUUGAAAAUAUUAAGAAAACAAGAAGAAGAAGAAGGAAAUUAA
Molecule: messenger RNA, 1224 nt
Organism: Candida albicans SC5314
Lineage: Eukaryota; Fungi; Ascomycota; Pichiomycetes; Serinales; Debaryomycetaceae
Exons: 1
Coding region: 1-1224 (407 amino acids)
Biological process (GO): late endosome to vacuole transport via multivesicular body sorting pathway
Cellular component (GO): multivesicular body
Source: RefSeq, a predicted model, not a curated record